AUCGACCAGUAUGAUCGAGAAUCGAAAGAAUUCGGACCCUAGCAGUAGACGCACCUGGAAAACUUAGAAAAACAGUGGAUUUAUUAGAUUGUUUUAAAUCUCUCAGUCUUUUAGGCAGAGUUUAAUCGCACCAUGAAUUCCAUCAACGCUUUAGGAAAGGCGUAUAGGUCUUCAAAUGCACACUAUCUGCAACUGUAUUGGCUUAAAUUUUCCUCCUCCGCUGCUGUUGCCACAACAACUGAUUCAAACAUUAAAAUACCUAACCGAAUUCCCCGUGGACCAACUGAUAUCUUAAAGGCUCUGGAAAAAACAGUGAAUUAUGACCUCACAGGUCCAAGCUACAAGUUUUUCGAUGACCCAAAUUUGGCCCCUUAUCAUGACCGACAAGGAAGACUUUAUUCAUUGGCCAAAAAUGCUGGUAAGAAGGCGGCAAGGUGGGUCAGAAAUGAACACCCCGAGUUGUUUACACAAGUCAUCUCUGAGCCCCCCGUAAUGUCCUACAUGCCGUCUACACCCAUUACCGCUGAGACUGCAAGUGAAGAUUUGCUCUUCCAGACAAUUUGUGAUGGAAAAGUCUCAGAUGCCAUCAAAAUCUAUGAAUUAAUGCAAGAAAAAAAUGUUGAUGUGGCACAAGACCUCCAACUUUCGCUGCUUGAACUUCUGUGUUUCUAUAAUUGUGAGGAUCCAAUACCCAUGGAUAAUGAAGCAGAACGUUACUAUGGUCAAAAAUUCAAGAAAGAUCAGAAUAUCAACAGUUGGAAGGACCAUCCACUUGUGAAGACUUUAUUUGAAUCCCUCAAACCUCUUGGAUCUGCCCCAUACAGUGCUUUAAUAUGUGGAUUAUAUGAAAAUGGGGCAAAACCUGAGGGAGAUAAACUGGUUGAAGAGGCUAAACAAAACAAUAUUACUCUGGAUGUUAAUGCAUACAAUUCUAUCAUAACCAGGUCAAUCACUGUAUAUGAGAAACAUGACGUGAAACGAGAUACGUUGCUAGAUGUCCUGAAAGAAAUGGACCUUAAAGGGGUCAAACCAAAUCUUGGUACCCUGAAUGCCACUAUGGACGUAAUCAGUCGGUUAGGAUUUAGGGAUAAAUACAAUUUUACCAUUCAACUAAUGGCUGAAUUCAACAGACAAGGAGUAAAGCCUUCUCUGGGAACAUAUGCUUAUGUAAUUCGUGGUCUUGUAGGCAGAAACAAGCCAGAUCCAAAUUUAAUUAUAUUCGUCUCUUCAAUCCUGAAGACCCUGAAAGGUCAAACUCUUGAAGCAAAGGAUGCUUCUGAUUUAUUAUUUUUUGAGUGGGUAAUGAAAGCUUGUGCUCAAUGUGACAACCUAUCUUGUGCCAUUGAAUGUUUAGAAUUGUUCAUGCAUUCUAAAAAUAGAAUGCUGCUUAAUGGCUUUAAAACAAAUAACUUUUACAACAAUUUCUUCCAAGUUUUGACUGUGAAGGCUGAUUUUGAAACUCUAGUCAAAUAUUACAAAUUAUUAUGCCCGCAUGCACAUACAGCAAGUCCAGAGUUAUAUUCGACCCUGUUUGAGGCUUGUGAUUUGAACUGCGCAAUAAGGGAAGUACCAGAGUUAUGGAAACAUUAUUUGGGAACAGGAUCCCUAAAUGAAGAAACACUUCUGAAAAUGUUUGAUGUGGCUAAAAAUGUUAGUGCUUUACCCGAUCCAGCGGCACUUGAAAUAAGACCAGUUUUGGGUGAACUAUCUGAAAGCUUUUUGACCUAUAAAAUAAAUGCAGAGAGCCAAAGAGUAUUUGAAAAAGUUCCGCUUACCACUGAAAUGUGCAAUUCACUGCUAGUGUUGUUAGCAAGAGGGCCCCAUUGGAGUGGGGUACAGACAUGCCUAAAACACAUGUCAGGCAAAUCUAUGUGGCCAGAAAAAGAAGCUCUUACACAAGUUUUAGAAAGCUGUUUUGCCAAUGACAAUCCCAGUAUGGCUGUGGCUGUAAUUAAAUACUGCCAUUCAAAUUAUGGACCUAAGCUUGAACUCCAAAGUGUGGCCUCUAAGUUCUUGAAAACAGAUUUUCUUGAUCAAAAACUCAAGGAUGAAAUUAAAGAGGUAUUUGAUGAUGACAGCAGCAGCAGCAGUGAUGGUAGCAGUGAAAGUGACUCAUCUGGGAGUGACUCUGAUGAUGACAGCAGUGAAUCUGAGGAUAUUUCCGUCCCCAAGAAAACUAAACCAGCAGUUCCCAAGCCUGAUAUUACAAAAGUAACUAUGAAGUAAUACAAUAAUGUCCCUAAUUUGUUAUGUUUUUCAUAAAUUCAUUUGUGUUUUCUAGCUACAAACCAUAUGCCUGUGAUAUAACACAAAGCAAUAAUCUUGUAAACAAACUAGUUUUCCCUUCUGAACUUAAAAUGCUUGAAUACAGUUUGCUUAAAACUUUAUUUCACUUUUUGUAAAUUUAUGACCUCUCAUUGUUAUUAUGUGUAUGUACAGUAGAAUAUAGGUUUCCACUUCUAUUACUCGUGUUUGUAGGUACUAAAAUUUUUCUUACAAGAUUGUGUACAUGUACACAGUGGGUACCGUGAGGUACCAUGGCCCUUAAUAAAGACCAGCUAAAAUGAAAA
Molecule: messenger RNA, 2570 nt
Organism: Frankliniella occidentalis (western flower thrips)
Lineage: Eukaryota; Metazoa; Arthropoda; Insecta; Thysanoptera; Thripidae
Product: protein PTCD3 homolog, mitochondrial
Exons: 12
Coding region: 133-2226 (697 amino acids)
Biological process (GO): mitochondrial translation
Cellular component (GO): mitochondrion
Molecular function (GO): ribosomal small subunit binding; protein binding; rRNA binding
Source: RefSeq, a predicted model, not a curated record